AUGCCAUCGAAAUUUCAAAAUUACCUGCACAUCGACAAGUAUAGUUUGUGUACGAGUCCGAGCGCAUCCUACUACUCGUUCGUCGACCGGUCCAGCCGCGUUUCCCGUCCAUACGGAGAAGCCGGACUGUCGAGUCGACCCUCCGGGAACUCCGAAUGCGAUGGACGGUGCCACGGCAAAUACCUCAAGCACAUUUUCGACGCGCUCAAGAGGAAGACCAGCUCCGAAUUGGAGGAAUUCAUCAACGUCAAUUCGGCGGCCAGCGAAUUGGAGUGCGAAGUGUCGGAUUUUUCGUUUGUGAACGGAUCGUUGGAAGGUGGAUUGCGGGAUUUUUGCAGUAAUUAUCAAGUGUAUGGCGUCAGCACGUCGGAUAAGCGAAUUGGAUGCGAUUGCCCCGAAUUAGAGGAAGUUUAUUCUAAUAGUUACAGAGAUAGACAAACAGUUGUGACUUGCCCCAAUUUAAUCCCGCCCGAAAAAACAACACCGGAGCCGCAAAAAAACCUAACAGAUAAAUCGAAUAAGGACAUCAAGAAUCGUCCUUACCGAGAAGUGUACGAAGAAAAAUCGGACAAAACCGGCUUCCUGGACAGAGUGUACUCCAUGUUCAGGGGUAAAAUAGACUCCUGCGCUUGUACGGAAGCGUCUCAGGACCCGAAAAGAUUCAGCGAAGCGAACGGCAAGGCCAAAUGCAACUCGUUGAAUCGCUACAAAUGCAACCGAUGCGGCAAGCUCGAUUUGGAGAAAUUGGACAAGCGAUGUCCGAAGUUGAGGCUCGAAGAGGAUGCUUUGUUGUUUCUGCUGAAGCUGGAGGCCAAGCAGAACUUUAAACAAAUCAAGUCCAUUCAGAGACAGCUAAAGUGCCAUCUAGAAAAGUUAAACGACAUGAACCAAAAAUACGUGAGUCUGGUGAAAAUAAUUGCUCCUGAAAAAUUAGAAAAAACGGACAUGUACAUAUCAACUGAUACUGUUUUUACCAGAGAUCAACAAAGCCAGAAAACCAGCAUCAGUUGCGUCUGCGCAACGAAGAAGAAACCAAGUUUCAUGUGUAGAUUGUUCAAAAAAUCAAAGUGCGAUACGAGCUGCAAAUGCUGUGUUCGCAUGACUCCGGAUAAAAGCAGAUGCCAGCAUUUCAUGAAAAAAGAGAAACCGAAGAAAACGAAAAGCGAGAAAUUAAAAAAGCACGAGGAUAAGAAAAAGGUGCACUCGAAGGAGUGCGAAUGUCCUUGA
Molecule: messenger RNA, 1227 nt
Organism: Phyllotreta striolata
Lineage: Eukaryota; Metazoa; Arthropoda; Insecta; Coleoptera; Chrysomelidae
Source: the annotation of a GenBank genome assembly